CAGUAUCUCAAGUGGCCGAAGUAGCCUGCCAUAGUUUCCAGCGCGGCACAAUAUCUAACCAAGCUUAAUAACCGGUCGCGCGUGCUUGAUAAAUGUAAAAGCAAACUCGCACUUACCAUUUGUAUAAAUCAUACGGUUAUAGCAGUGAGAGCCUUGCCACUCGGCGAAAGACAGAAAUGCCACUGAUACUCCAGCUGUUCGUGGCGUCAGCGCUGCCCGUCGUAAAAAUUCUGCUGAUAUGCGGCGUCGGAGCUUUCUGCGCACGACGGGGCCUGCUGACUCCAGAGGGGAGGCGCGUGCUCGGCGCGCUCUCAUUCCUGGUGUUCAACCCCUCCCUCAUCUUCGUGAAGCUGGCCAGCACGUUGACGCCUGCGCGCUUGCUGCACUGGUGGCCGCUCGUGAUUAAUACGGGAAUCAGCACGGCCGUGGGGCUGGGCCUCGGCUUCCUGGGCGUGAAGCUGAUACGGCCGGUGCACCACCUGCGGCCCCACACCGUCGUGGCUAUUGCUCUGGGCAACCUGGGCAACCUGCCGCUGGUGAUUGUGGCCACCCUGGCCACCUCCUCGGCGGCGGUGCUGCACGGCAUUCCGGCGGACCGGGCAGAGGACCUGGCGGUCAGCUAUGUGGUGGUGGGGCUGCUUAUACCCUGCAUCGUCCACGCCACGAUAGGCUUCAGCAUGCUGCGGAAGCACCACGAGGCAGAGCUGCCGAUGCCGGCACCCGACGGCGAUGACCCACAGCAAUCCCUCGACAAACCUGGAGCCGGCGACGAAAGCGGAAGCCACACGCCGCCGCCGGUAACACCACGGAGUUUCCGGGCUGCGGUCGCGGCAGCGACGGGUGCCGGCUCGGCCCUGCUGCGUGGUCAGGGGGACGCGGAAGACAAGCAGGCGCUCCUGGGGCCCCGCGGCGAGCCGCCGGCAUCGGCGGAGUCGCUGGGCGUCAACGGGGAGCGGGCGGCGGAAGAGCGGGUGGCGCUGCUGUCAGCGGCUGCAGGCGGCGGUAGCAGCGGCGCAAGGGCGGGCGGCUGGGGCGGGGGCCUGUCGCGGGAGGACGCGACGGCUGCAGCCUCGCCGUCUGGCGCGGGUGCGGCGCGACAGCAUCACUAUGAUGGCCACGUGGCGCGCGGCGCGAGCGACGUGGGUGCCGGGCGUGGCGGCUGCGGGGGCCUCGGAGGCGGCGGAGAUGAUGGCGGCGGGGGCCACCCGCCGCCGCGGGUGCGGUCAGUGCGGUGGGAGGAUGAACAGCAGCUGUCACAGCAGCGGGCGCAGGGCCUUGCAUGGGACUCUGACGACACGCGAAUGGGGCUCCAGCUCAGUCGCCGCCCGGGCGGCAGUGGUGGUGGGCCGCCGUCUCCCGCGGUGGGCUCCUCGUCAAUUGCCCUGGCCAGCACUUCUAGCUGUCAAGCCCUGGACACAGCUGCCAAGGGCCUGACGGGCGGCACAGGAGGCGUGGACGAGAGGGUUAGGGCAUGUGAGUUGGGGGACGUCCCUACCGGCUGCAGCACGCCUGCGCGUGUCAGCUAUGGCGGGCACGGCGCGAGCGGCACCGAGAACGGGAUCUUCGGUCGCGGCAGCUGGGAGGAGCAUGCAGCUUCUGCCAGCGGCGAAGGCGGCCAGCGCUGCAGCAGUAGCAGUGGGCUGCUCACCACUGACCCGCCCACCGCAAGCAGCACCGGCACGGCGCACGCGGGCGGCAGCAGCAGCAACCCGGCGGCGCCGCCGCUGGGCAAGCUGAUACUGCAGCCACGGCUGCUACAGCCUGGCCUGCCGCGCGCCAGUGUGGACGGGCGCCGCUCGUACGGCUGUGCCCUGGACUGCCUGGGGCAGGACCACGUGGAUCCACUGGCACGGCGGGGGGACCGGAACACCACCGCCACCAGCAGCAGCAGCAGCAGCAGCAAUGCCGCCGGCAGUGGCGGCGCAGCGAGGAGCAGCAGGGGCAACGGCGGCGGCAAUGGCGCCAACGGCUGGGCUGCAGUUGAGCAGGGGCGCGGCGACGGCGGGACGAGUGGUGGCGGGGAAGCGGCGGAUGGGCACACGGCUGUUGAGCUGCCGCCGCUGGAGGGCGCACGGCUGGCUUCCUCUCGGUCCCGCGGCGGCGUCCAACUGCUCACGUCGGCCUCAGGGCGGCGCACGCUGGCACGGCUGGCGCACUCGGGGUCGGGGCGGCUGCUGCUGCAGUGGCACUCCAAGCUUGACUACAAGGCUCUAGCCAAGCAGGUGUUGCGCGAGGCCACCUCUCCGCCGUUGCUGGCCAUCCUGCUGUCCGUGCCUGUGGGCUGCAUCCGGCCGCUGCAGGCCGUGUUCUUCGGCGGGCCCGGCGCGCCGCUAGCCCUGGUCACCGACUGCCUGGCCAUGCUGGGUGACUGCACCAUCCCCGCCAUCCUGCUCAUCCUCGGCGCCACCCUAGCGAACGGCCCCGGCGCUGCGCGUGUGCCGCUGCGCGUGACGACGCUGGUGACGGUCACUCGGUUGGCGGUGCUGCCGCUGCUGGGCAUGGGGCUGGUGAUGGGCGCGUACGCGGCGCGGAUGUACGAGGCACCAGAUCCCAUCUAUCUCCUGGUGCUGCUGAUUCAGAACUGCGCGCCGACAGCCAUCAUGGUCCACACCAUGGCCUCGGUGCACGGCAACUGCGCGGAGGAGAUGUCCACCAUCCUGUUCUACGGCUACAUGGUCGGCAUUGUGGCAAUACCCUUCUGGCUGACGCUGUUCCUGUUCACUGUGAAGCAGACGUUCCGAGAGGAAAACGCCGUCGAGUAUUGAGUGGCCAGGCCAGAUUCUGGGGAUUUUCCUGGGUGGCUUCGAACCCCCCCCCCUACGCCUGCUGUCUACUUCUCUACACUUCUCUGCACCAUCUAUGCAACCCCCCUGAAUCGCUGCCCUCUCGGCGAUGGAUCGAGAGAUGAAGUGGUUGCUUUGUACGGUACCGAGGACGUCCAGGAAGGAGGGCGCGGACGCUGGUCUCGCAGAAUGCAGUGCUGUUGCCACGAGCCCACACGACAAGAGCCAAGGGAGUGAACGUCGUGCCACUGUGUACGAUACAUACGGUAGCGUUUCAGAUGCAUUGCGAUAGAAUAUAUUAAAGUUUGGCUGCUAGGUUUGCCACUGCCCGGUGCGCCCCGAACUGUGUACGAUGUGCGUGUGUGAGGGUCGACCUACAAACCCCGUGCCGUGCCUGUGCUUAAACCACUGUGGGGUUACCGGUACUUUGUUUGUGGCUCGGAACCCAAGGGAAGGCCCGCGGGCGCAAUGACCCAUCUGGCGUGCUAUGCCGGGACGUGUGCUGGUGUGGGGGGCAUGGCAUGGUCUUUGAUGCAAUGGCGUACGCGACGAGGGCAUGUUAUGGUAUUGAUGUUUCUUUUGGUAAGGAGCAUGCGGGGCCAGGAGUCAGUCGAGCGCGCUUCAAGGCUUCCAUAAUGCUGAGGAAUGCCAGCGUGGGCUGAGUGAAUGCAUGGUUGCUAUGAAGGCAUAACCUUGGGCAUAACCCGCGGGAGUCCGCGAAGGCCUUGGUAUCAGUGUGAGGAUGUGUGGUUGUAAACAAAUGUGGUUGGUUAAUGUCCCUUCGCACAAGACAGAGGAUGUUCAGAGUUGCAUACCGUUGACGUAAAGUGCUGCACCUGCAUAUACAUAAUCACUGCUGAAGAGUCAGGCGUGGGGCAAUGUGGGAGUGUGUGCUUGCCGGUAGAGACAGGGCUGAGUGCUGCCCCCCUUCAGGACAUGCGGUACGUUAUUCCAGGGAGAUGCAUGAGCGACUGCAGUCUUGGCUGCGCUGCUGCAUACCGGCACUACGUAUUGGGGGUCACUGUACGGUAAGGCCCAUGCGCAAUUGACACAUCACGGUACGGCGGUGCUGGAGUGUAUGGCGCGCAUUGGCGAAGCCAGUUGAGCAACAUGGAAGGUGGGCCUGACGCGACAGGCUGGGUGGCAGGCUGGGUGACACUCAACUACGCUGUAUGCAAUGGAGCCGGCGGGUAGGCUCAGCCCUGAGGGAGGUGGCGGGAAGGCCCCGGCAAGGGGCAUCCGACAAGGCCAGAGGC
Chlamydomonas reinhardtii is the source of this 4039-nucleotide messenger RNA. RefSeq lists its product as uncharacterized. The transcript is spliced from 12 exons. Gene Ontology annotation, biological process: endoplasmic reticulum to cytosol auxin transport. NCBI's taxonomy places the organism in Eukaryota, Viridiplantae, Chlorophyta, Chlorophyceae, Chlamydomonadales, Chlamydomonadaceae. The record is from RefSeq and is a predicted model, not a curated record. Bases 177 to 2765 code for a protein of 862 amino acids. Gene Ontology annotation, cellular component: membrane.